This is a messenger RNA of Vigna umbellata (rice bean), 2803 nucleotides long. Lineage: Eukaryota; Viridiplantae; Streptophyta; Magnoliopsida; Fabales; Fabaceae. The record is from RefSeq and is a predicted model, not a curated record.
AACAUAUAAAACAAUGGGGUUUCGUUGGUCUCUUGCUCUGUCAAUCCAUUUUCUACUGCUUUAUUCACUGUUUUCAUUCUCAGUUACUAAUUGUCGUCUUUCUGUUAAUCAUACAAAAUGCCAUGAAGAUGAAAGCUACGCCUUGUUGAAAUUUAAGGAAAGUUUUGUCAUUAGUAAGUCUGCUUCUUAUAAUCCUUUCGGUUAUUCUAAAAUAGCUUCUUGGAAUGCAACCAUAGAUUGCUGCUCAUGGGAUGGUAUUCGAUGUGAUGAGCACACAGGUAAUGUCAUCAACAUUGAUCUUAGUAGCAGCCACAUCUAUGGUACAAUGGAUGCUAAUAGCAGCCUCUUUCACCUCAAACACCUUCAAAGCCUUGAUCUUUCUGAUAAUGACUUUAAUCACUCUCGAAUUCCAUCAAGGAUUGGUGAGCUUCGACAGUUAAGAUAUCUGAACCUUUCUGGAGCCAAUUAUUUUGGUCAAAUUCCACAAGAAGUUUCACAUUUGACCAAGUUGCUGUCUCUUGAUCUGUGUAGUUUAUUCUAUUCACCGGAUCCUGUCAAUCUGUUGAGUUUCAACAUAUCCACUCUAAGAAGCUUAAUUCAAAACUCAUCUAAUCUUGAAAUUAUUCGUCUUAAUUAUGUGUCGAUUUCAUCACCUGUACCUGAUAUAUUCAUAAAUCUUACUUCUUUAAAACAACUCAGUCUUUACAGUUGUGAACUAUAUGGGGAAUUUCCAAUUGGAAUAUUUCAUCUUCCAAGCUUGAGAUCUCUGGAUUUGGGAAAUAAUUAUCACCUCAGUGGUAAACUUCCAAAUUUUAAUUCAAGUGCACAAAUUACCAUGUUGCAACUCACUUCCACAAGUUUCUAUGGUACACUGCCUGCGUCCAUUGGGAAUCUUAAGUCUUUGAAAUAUUUACUAAUUUCACAAUGCAAAUUUUUAGGUUUUAUCCCUUCCACAUUUGGGAACCUCACUGAGCUUACUUAUCUAGAUGUUGGAUACAAUAAUUUCAAGGGUCAUCUUUCUUCUUUAUUGGUAAAUCUCACCAAACUAAGCAUGCUGAGAGCAGGUUUUAAUGAAUUUGUUACUGACACCAUCUCAUGGAUUUGUAAGCUGCCAGGAAUAACUGAUUUAGAACUAGACUUUGUAAAUAUUGGCUUCGAUAGUCCACUCUGUUCUGCAAAUCUCACCCAGCUAUCUGUACUAUCCCUACGUUACACCAAUUUAAGUGGACAAUUUCCAUCUUGGAUAAUGAACCUAACCAGCUUAGGUUACAUGGAUCUUUCAGGAAAUAAUCUUCAGGGAGAAUUAGAGCUUAAUAAGUUUCUAAUGCUCAAAAUGUUGUUUUUUGUUGAAUUAUCUUUGAACAAGUUGUCAUUAAUUAGUGGAAAAAAUUCAUUCAAUGCGAGCCUUUCUCACAUUCAAUUGUUAGGUUUGGGUUCAUGCAAUUUGAAAGAGUUUCCAAAAUUUCUCCAGAACUUGUCUGAGCUGUCAUAUCUUUACGUGUCAGACAAUAAUAUCAAUUCAUUCCCCAGUUGGACCUGGGGGAAAACAAGUCUUCAGAGGUUAUAUGCUUCCUAUAACUCAUUCAUAGGAAGUAUAUCUCCACUGAUAUGCAAUUUGAAAUCUCUUAUGCAUCUUGAUUUAUCAUUCAACAACUUAAGUGGCAUGGUUCCCUCGUGUUUGGGAAGUUCUAUGCAAUCUCUGCAGACAUUGGUGCUCAAAGGAAACAAAUUGUCUGGCCCCAUUCCUCAAAGAUAUAUGGUGGCAAGCAGUUUGAGAAUGAUAGAUCUAAGCAAUAACAAUCUGCACGGUCAACUGCCAACAGAAUUGGUAAAGUGUAGAAUGUUAGAGGUUAUUGAUUUCAGCCAUAACCAAAUUAAUGAUUCGUUUCCAUGCUGGUUGGGCACUCUUCCGGAGCUGAAAGUUGGAGCUUUAGGUCAUAAUCAUUUGUAUGGAUCUAUAAGGUGCCCUGCAACGUUCUCAUUUCCCAAACUGCACAUCAUUGAUCUUUCUCACAAUCAGUUCUCUGGAAACUUUCCUUGGGAAACAAUCCAGAAUUGGAAAUCCAUGAUGGCUUCCAACGAGAGUAGAUUGCAGUAUGAGCUUCAUUCAAACAUCACGUUGUCGGGAAGGGUCAGUUGGUGGAGUAAUGGUUAUAGUUAUUCGCUGACAAUGUUUAACAAAGGGAGUGUCUUGGUUUAUCAAAAUCUCCAGGAGCUUUACUACUUGAUAGCCAUUGAUCUUUCAAGCAAUAAAUUCUCUGGGGAAAUUCCUGUUGUUAUGGGAGACUUAACUGGACUUGUUUUUCUCAACUUCUCCAACAACAUGCUUAGUGGCAGCAUUCCUUCUUCCUUAGGAAAGCUUUCAUACCUUGAAGCAUUGGACCUUUCUUUCAAUAGAUUAUCAGGGAACAUUCCCCUACAGUUGGAAGAACUGACUUAUCUCUCAUACUUGAAUGUGUCCUUUAACAACCUCUCAGGACACAUACCACAACAUAAUCAGUUUGCUACAUUCCAAAAUAGUUCAUUUAUGGGUAACCAAGGACUGUGCGGGAGUCCAUUAUCCAAGAAAUGUGAGAAUGAUGCAGGGUCACCGUUUAUUCCACAUUCUACAUCUGAUGAUGAUGAUGAUGAUGAUAAAGAUUCAGGAUUUUUUGUUGGAUUUAACUGGAAAGUGGUUCUGAUUGGGUAUGGUGGUGGACUUCUUGCGGGAUUGGCACUGGGAUGGACUUUCAGUCAAGAAGUAUUUGAAUGGCUUAAGACUGUUCAUUUGAGUUUUUAUUUUUUCUUAAAGGAAAGGUUUUGA